Messenger RNA from Cantharellus anzutake, 647 nucleotides. RefSeq names its product signal peptidase subunit-domain-containing protein. Gene Ontology annotation, cellular component: membrane; signal peptidase complex. The record is from RefSeq and is a predicted model, not a curated record. Gene Ontology annotation, biological process: protein targeting to ER. The transcript is spliced from 2 exons. Lineage: Eukaryota; Fungi; Basidiomycota; Agaricomycetes; Cantharellales; Hydnaceae. Bases 88 to 483 code for a protein of 131 amino acids.
CAAAUUAACGAGUGACUCUUCUGCUCCAAACAACGCCUCUUGUUCUCGCGCUUGUUGCUUGUUGGGAUGACAUGACAAUUUUUCCCCAUGCCUUUGUUUGGUGGCACCGUUUCCCUCCACUCCUGGCGAUUGUUAUACGACACCUCAAACGACCAUUGCAUUUCGGGGCGGGCAUGGGUCAAUAUAGAUCUCACCUCACUCUUCCAUUGGAAUACGAAGCAGCUUUUCGUGUAUCUGACUGCGGAAUAUACCAACUCAAAAGGAGUAAAAAAUGAUGUCGUGCUCUGGGAUCGGAUUGUGCGGCGAAAGGGAGACGCCCGGAUUAACAUCGAAGGAGCCAAGAAUAAAUACGUGUUUCGAGACUUCAGCAAAUCAUUCCGGUGCGUUCGUCGGUCUGUUUAUCUGUUUUGUUUAUCCGCCAUGCCAUCACCGCUUGCAGGAAAGCGAGUGAAUGCUCGGCUGCAGGCUAUUUCACCUUUCUGAAUACCACUCUAUGUUUCAAGACUGGAUACGUUUUUGUUCUCGGCUGACAUUCUUGAAUACACGGUAGGAAUGCAACCAAAGCCGAGUUCUCCCUCAGGUACAGCGUGAUGCCAUAUGUUGGAGUGCUCUAUCAAGGAGACGCGGCCCGUACGCGAACUCUAGUC